Molecule: messenger RNA, 978 nt
Organism: Ostrinia furnacalis (Asian corn borer)
Lineage: Eukaryota; Metazoa; Arthropoda; Insecta; Lepidoptera; Crambidae
Gene: Pnpo
Product: pyridoxine 5'-phosphate oxidase
Exons: 5
Coding region: 113-883 (256 amino acids)
Biological process (GO): pyridoxine biosynthetic process; pyridoxal 5'-phosphate biosynthetic process
Molecular function (GO): pyridoxamine phosphate oxidase activity; FMN binding
Source: RefSeq, a predicted model, not a curated record
AUUGAUCAAUUUCGUCAGUGUUUUGAUAUGCAUAGAACGUGAAUUUGUAGAUAGUUCUUCAAUUAUUUUUCCAGUAAGAGUAUUUUAAUUAUAUUUUUACAAGUGUUAACAUAUGGGAUUAAACCGUUUCAUAUUUUUAUUUACGAAUCUGAGGAGUUCCAACUUCAACUUAUAUCACAAAAUGAGUAUCGACAUUGGAGGUAUGAGAAUUAGGUAUAAGGAUAAAAAUGAAACCUUUUUGGAAAAACAUUUAGUUGCCAAAGAACCAUUCGGGCAGUUUAAAGCCUGGUUUGAAGAAGCUUGUGGUCGUAAAGAGAUUCUUGAACCUAAUGCUAUGUGCCUGGCAACAGCUACAAGAGAUGGAUACCCUUCGGCACGCUUUGUUUUAUGUAAAGGUUAUGGCAAAGAUGGAUUUAAGUUUUUUACCAAUCAUGGCAGUAGAAAAGCCAAAGAAAUGAGUGAUAAUCCAAAUGUUGCGGCUACAUUUUAUUGGGAAAUCCUGAAUAGAUCUGUAAGAAUCGAGGGCCAUAUUGAAAAGCUUCCUGAAGAGGAAUCUACAAAAUACUUCCAUUCAAGACCUGUACCCAGUCAAAUAGCAGCAUGUGCAAGCUACCAAAGUACACCUAUAGAAUCCAGAGAUAUUCUAUGUGAACGUGAAGCUGUGUUGGAAGCAGAAUACAUGAUACCUGGAAAAGAAGUUCCGAAACCUGAAUUUUGGGGCGGAUACAUAAUAAUACCACGAGCUGUGGAGUUUUGGCAAGGUCAGCGAGAUCGCUUGCAUGACAGAAUAAAAUUCAGAAAGCUUCGGGACGGAGAAAAUGUAGAUGGAAAACUACUGCAUCAAGGCGACGAGGGAUGGGUUUACGAAAGGUUGUCUCCUUAAAUCACAUAUUAUAUUAAGAUCGAUUUAAACACGGGUAAAUGUCUUCCAUUCAAAUAAGUACACAAUUAUUUUAGUUAAUAAAUGGUUUAUUAUAA